Oldenlandia corymbosa var. corymbosa is the source of this 2511-nucleotide messenger RNA. The record is from the annotation of a GenBank genome assembly. Lineage: Eukaryota; Viridiplantae; Streptophyta; Magnoliopsida; Gentianales; Rubiaceae.
AUGGUCCAAAGUCCAAAUGAUGUGACCUUAUCAGAAAAUAAAAAAAAAAUAAAAGAAAGAAGAAGCUUUAAAUUUAAUUUAGUAAUUCUUAUAUUUUUGGAUGGAAAAAGAGAAGCUCAAAUUUUUAAUUCUCAAGUAACAACAUCCCAGCCCAACCGCCCUAAAGGCUUAUUAAAGCUUUAAAGUGAGUCCCCUGAUAAUAUAUAAUUAUGCUCAACUUGUUGUGCCUUUGAUGUAAUGAAAGUUCCACUUUACAUAUAAAAACAACCAAUCACACACAACAGCAUAAUCAUCUUCAAGCCACACCAAAACAUAAUUAAAAAUUUGUUCUUUCUUCUUCCUUCCUUUUAUUCUCCCCUUUCCACUAAAUUCACAAACCCUCCAGCCUGGCCACCCCAAAUAACCCAAAAACCAGAAGCUCCGAAGCUUGAUCAAUCCAGGAUCGAAUCCCAGUACAAACAUCCAAAGCGAAGAAAAUGCAUUCCAACUCGCCGGAUUCAUCCUCUCUUGUUCUUCAGAGAAUCAACCCUACAAGCCCUUCUACAAGCUCCGCCGCCCUUUCCACAUCCUGCAAACAAGCUCCGCCGCCGCCGCCGCAUCCGUAUUACUACUGCCCUUCUCAGCUCCCGGAGUCCGCCGUCCCUUACCACACAUACCUGGUGGGGCCAAACCAGUGCUGCUCCGCCGUGAUCCAAGAAAUCUCGGCGCCGGUUUCCACCGUCUGGUCGGUUGUCCGGCGGUUCGACAACCCUCAAGCCUACAAGCAUUUCGUGAAGAGCUGCCACCUGGUGUUGGGUGACGGCAACCGCGUCGGGAAUCUCCGGGAGGUUCAAGUCGUGUCGGGACUGCCAGCUGCCAACAGCACGGAGAGGCUAGAGAUCCUGGACGACGAGCGCCACGUCAUCAGCUUCAGCGUGGUGGGCGGGGACCACCGCCUGUUUAACUAUCGCUCUGUGACGACCCUCCACCAGGAGGAAGCGGCGGAGGAGGGCGGGUCCGACGGGAGGACGGUGGUGGUGGAAUCGUAUAUCGUUGAUAUUCCGAUCGGGAAUACCAAGGAAGAAACUUGCGUGUUCGUGGAUACAAUUGUGAAAUGUAAUCUCCAGUCUUUGGCCAAGUUGACCGAGGAUUUAGCCCACACCAAACCAUGAUUCAUUAACUCAAGCGUACGUAUUAAAUUAGGUCAAAAUUUUCACCGUGCCUUAUAUAUAUAUUUUCGUUAUCAACUUUGGAGUUGCUUAUUCUCCUUGUGGAAAACUAUAAAUAUAUUUUGAAUGAAAUGAUGAUGAAUCGGAAUCAAAACUUUGCUUUGUAUCCAUCUCGAGAGAUGGUGAUUUUGUAUCAGAUAUUGCGUCGUUGCGAGGGAAAAAAAAAGGGUGUGUUUAGUUUCUAUUUCUUGCUUAUCUAUGUUUUAUUUAAGUGUUUUGUGAGGUUGGGCUAUCAUCUAAAUCGAGGGCGUGUGAAAUUGUGAAUGGAGUGGUGCCUUGUUUCUUACACUUCUGAAGUAAUUUUUUUUUAAUUUUAUUUUUGUGUAGUAUCCAGUGAUGAAUUUUUUUGUAUAUAGAAUAACUGACAUUGUCAACAUUCAAACGAAAAUUUAAUCCUCAAUAAGCCUUUCUUAUUGUUACUCCAUUGCGAACGGGGUAUACCUUGUGAGUUCAUAGUUAACAACUUGACAUUUUAGAUAUAGUGUUUUGAAAGAAGUAAAAAACAAAAAGGGAAGUGAAGAAACAUAUAUUACUAUGGAAAAUACCAACUUCAAACAUGAUUAUCCCCUUUCUUGGGUUGAUCUGGGGGCACGACGCCACGAAAUGACAUAAAUCUGGACAGAAACUAUAAUUACAAGGUAAUUUAGUGAAUGUUUUUAAGUGAUAUCUUUUCAUUGAACUGAUCUAUUAUAAAGAGAAAACUGUGUGGUAUGCGCAGAAUGAACCUUCCCUGAUUGUGUUUAGGAAUUGAAUGGCAAUGUCAAAGUCAGAUGGUAAUAAAGAAUAUAGAGUUUUAAUUCCUAGUUUUGUAGGUUAAAAUAAAAUAAUGACAUGUUCUGCCAACGAGGGAGCGCUAGCGUUGAGGGUGACUUGGGGAGUGCUAGUACACUGAACCGUGAUCACAAUUAAUGUAAAUAAUCAUAAGCUGACAACAACAGAAAUUUUUAUAUAAAAACCUAGGAUUAUUAAUCAAGCUUUCAUUAAUCAUCGUCUUCUACCCGCUGGAAUUAAGAUUCAUAAACAGUGGGUACUGUAGAAUAAUAGUUGUAGGUACAAAACGAAGCGAAAAUGGUGGGAUUAGUACGAUGUAAGCCAGUUGGUGGCUGUUAAUAUAUUAAUUACUAAUUUAAUUCAAGUUGUAUCGAGAGAAUAUGUACUGUAUCUGCUGGUUGCAGACAUUGAAAAAGGGUAUCAAAUGAAUGAAGGUUGAAAAACCCUCACAAAAUCAUUUUCGAUAAUCAAGCAAUGCAUAGCAAACUUCCAAAUCUGAAGUUACACUAACUCUAAUUAUCAGAAAUUAAGC